AUGUUCAAUCUUUAUAUAUAAUUUUUUAUUUUUUAAAUACGAAUCUAUAAAUUAAUUAAGUCAUCGGCAAUUUCUAAUGAUGGAUUUAAUUCCUGUAAAGAUUAAUUAAAUGAUUGUGUAUGGAUAUAGGAAGGGAAACAGUAAAAUGAAUAGCAACAAAGUCGUGUAGAAUCUAUUCUUACAGCAAUUGAAUUGGUGAAUUGGGUCAAAGAAUUGGGACAGCAACUAUUUGAAAGCUAAGCAAGGCACAAUCAAUCCAACAACGAGAAUCAUGAUAAAAUAGGCAAUUUUGUAGGAGAAUAAUUCUUAUUUCUGACAAGAGUAGCAAAUGCCUUUAGUUGAUGAAAAGAGUUCAAGUUGAGCAUCACAGUAUAGACAGAAACUGGAUUUACAGAAAUUGCAUUGCUUGAUUGAUCCGUUCUAUACAAAGUUGUAGACUUUACAUUUCUUACAGGUGAAACCUUGUUGAAUUAGUUGCCAACAGGAUUCACAAAUGUGUUUUUAGUUGUGAAACA
This is a messenger RNA of Paramecium octaurelia, 515 nucleotides long. The record is from the annotation of a GenBank genome assembly. NCBI's taxonomy places the organism in Eukaryota, Ciliophora, Oligohymenophorea, Peniculida, Parameciidae.